Molecule: messenger RNA, 1698 nt
Organism: Halichondria panicea
Lineage: Eukaryota; Metazoa; Porifera; Demospongiae; Suberitida; Halichondriidae
Product: basal body-orientation factor 1-like
Exons: 8
Coding region: 64-1578 (504 amino acids)
Source: RefSeq, a predicted model, not a curated record
AGAGUAAUUAUGAUGUAAUCCUAUCAACAGUUGCUAUGUAUAAUAAAUUAUUACAGUAAGCUCAUGAUUUUGUGCAGGAUGCCUUUAAAAAAGAAGAAUAAAACUGGAAAGAGUAAGAGCAAGGGGAAAGGAAAGGUUAAAAGGAAGGGAAGAAAAGCUAGUUCAGAGAAAGGCGAUAAAGAAUGUUUCUUAAAAGAGGCUCUAGCAAACUCUAAGUUGUGGGAGUCAAGAUACAAUGCAGCCGAGAAAUCAAGACAGGAAUACCGACAAAAUACCAGAAAACUGGUAGUUGACAAUGAAAGGCUCCAAACUGCGGUGAACCAGACAGAACGGGACACAAUUGAAGUAAUUGCAUUUUUAAAACGCGAAGACUCCCAGAGAGAUCACGAAAUGGACAAUAUGAAGGAACAAGUAAACGAUUUAACAGGGGUGACACAAGCAGAUAAGGUGCAACUCAUGCGAAGACAUGCAGAUCAACUAAGCCAGCUACAGUCAGCUCUUGAUUCAAAAGAAAAGGAGGGUCAAGUAAUGCAAGAUGAACUUAAAAUUGUUACGGAGUUUCGAAAGAAACGUGCUGAAAUGCAGAAGCAGCUUGAGGAACUUCAAUGUUGUCUGGAUGAAGCAGCACAUGAACACAAAGUAACGCUCUCAACAAUGGAACAGAGAUUUUUUGAAGAAAAACUAAGACUUCAAAAGGAGGCUAACAGAAGAAUUUCUGACUUGGCUGAAAAGGCACAUACUGAAGCUGUGAGGAAUCUUGACGAACGCACUCAAAAUGUGUAUCGUGACAACAUCAGGAUGGCAGAAGCACUCACACUACAUACAGAACAUGAAGAAAGUCUGCAAAAGUCAAAGGAUACACUUGAAAUGGCCAACCGACAGCUAAUGGCUGAGAAAGAGUUGAAUCAGCAGCUUGUACUGGACAAAAUUAGUCAAGCUCGUCACCAUAAGAAAAUGAUCAAAGAGUUGCAGGUUAAAACGGAAGGCCUUGAGCGAUCACUGACUGUAGUCAUACAUGAAUUUGAGCAGGAGAAAAUAAGCAUUCAGGAAAAAAAUUCCCGGCAAGUUCAACAAGCUUCUUCUGAAUUGACUAUUCUAAGGCAGUGUUACGAGUUUCAAAGUAGAGAAAUGAAUCAUGUCAAGCGACUAGCCAAACGAGUACUAGAUCAGCGAUCGCAUGUUGAACAAUUCUUUCUUGAAGCAUUAUCUCAAGUUCGAAAAGAAAUAGCAAGAAACAGGGGCCAGUAUCGUAAGGAUGCUCACUUAGUGUAUCAACAGAAUGUGUCAGAUGCUGCUCAGGGAAGAAGUAAGUUCCCACCUGUGAGAACCUUCAAGCCUGGAAUGGAGAAGAGUACGAACAGUGUGUACCAAGACAUGGAACAAGCAGAAAAAUGGGAUGGAAUUGGAGGAGGAGUUGCUAUGUCAGGUCUAACCUGGGAACAAAAACAACAAGUGCUUCAUCAACUUUUUUCGAAAAUGAACAAUUCAUUUUCAUCAAAAUCUUUUCCUCUGCAUCCACCCCUUCCAUCCAUUUGUUUUGAUGAAGACACACCUGCAUGUGGUCCAGUUUUGCAGUAGAAUACAGGUUUAUUUUGUCAAUGCAAUGUUGUAUCAACAUAACUAAUAUAAUAUAACUGUAGAGCUGUCAAUAUUGUAGUAUUGUUUCUAUGCUAAUACACGUUUAUUUUGUCAAUGCAA